Molecule: messenger RNA, 318 nt
Organism: Trypanosoma grayi
Lineage: Eukaryota; Euglenozoa; Kinetoplastea; Trypanosomatida; Trypanosomatidae
Exons: 1
Coding region: 1-318 (105 amino acids)
Source: RefSeq, a predicted model, not a curated record
AUGCGGAAUUGGAUGCGAAGCCGUACGGUUUCCAGAGCCUUCGCGGAACAUUGCGGUCGGAUGCCCUUUUCAUUUGAGCACAGACCGAAUUUUAGCACGCAUGCGAAUCACGCCGUAGGCACUUUGGCAAUUGAAAAUGCUGAACUUACUCUUCAUCUGAACAAUGGCCCCAAAGUAAACUCUGUUUCUUUGUCAGAAUCCACGGCGCCCUUUUUCAUGCCUAAGAAUGAGGAUUUUUCUAGCGUUUCUGAUGACACACGGCCUAACUUUCGAACUAUAUGGAUGGCUCUGCGGGAGAAAAAAAAGAUGACGCACUAG